Glycine soja is the source of this 2296-nucleotide messenger RNA. RefSeq names its product ubiquitin carboxyl-terminal hydrolase 24-like. Gene Ontology annotation, molecular function: cysteine-type deubiquitinase activity; cysteine-type endopeptidase activity. The coding region runs from base 355 to 1947 and encodes 530 amino acids. Gene Ontology annotation, biological process: protein deubiquitination. The transcript is spliced from 7 exons. Gene Ontology annotation, cellular component: cytosol; nucleus. NCBI's taxonomy places the organism in Eukaryota, Viridiplantae, Streptophyta, Magnoliopsida, Fabales, Fabaceae. The record is from RefSeq and is a predicted model, not a curated record.
CAAAGUGGCGUAUUUUACUUACCCCUUACCUUCAUUCCAUUCCAUAACCUAACCCUAAACCAAAAUUCAGAGAGAGGCUUUUGUGUUAACCUUUCUGUCGAUGCUCCGUGUUGGUGCUACCAAGGCUCAAGCGGAGAGGAGGGUUCCUUUGUUAAAUGCUCUCUCUCUUCACUCUCUGCUCUCCCUUUUCCCCUUUCAUGUCUUCAAUCACCGCCUCUCCUUCAGGGUCUCCAAAAACCCUACUUUUUGAUUUCCAUCCCAACCCUUUUUUUUUUCCUACUGGGAAUUUGAUAUUCAAUUUUAGCCUCUUGGAUUUCCAACCUCUCUCUCCUCACCAACACGAGUGAUUCAAAGAUGUUUGUGUUUGGGUCAUUUACUGAAGAUGAAACCCGAUCAUUGCUGUCAAAGCAGUCUUUUGGGAAAAAGGAAAAGCCUGUGGAGAAGAAUCAGCUGCAAUUUGGUUCUCUGAAUUCUGUUACUGUUGAGUCAAACAAUCUGCUAAAUUCAUCAAAAGCACCUUAUAAUGCUCCACCCUCUGAUUCUCGGAAAUGUAAUGGAGUGAAAAGUGCCAUUGAUAAUUCACCUGAAGUGUCAGGGACAGUUAAAGAGAAUGGCAGCAUUACCAAUAUCUCCCCUAGGUCCACCAGUACCAUUAGUGUAAAUGAAGUUGAAGAAAAAAAUGUGAAUUUUUUUACAUUACGUUGUGAAGAUGGUCCCUUAAACAAGUUUACAAAGUUGAGCCUAGAUGCUUCUGAGGCUGAAAGCUUGAAGAAUGUACAUACAACUGGCAGUGGGGAUGAUUCUGCACCAAAGUUACCUGAUCGAGAGCCCCAAAAGGCACCUAAUGGGCAUGCUGUUAUGCAUGUUAAGGAUAUACUGCCUCGAGGCCUUAUCAACUCUGGGAAUCUAUGUUUUCUUAAUGCAACCAUGCAGGCUCUCUUGUCAUGCUCACCCUUCGUUCAUCUUUUACAGCAAUUAAGAACUUGCAACCUUCCUAAGGUUGGAUAUCCCACAUUGACGGCAUUUGCUGAGUUCAUAACCCAAUUUGAUAUGCCAAGCAUAACUAAAUUAAAGAAGCAAGAUGCAGAUACGUUUGAGUCUGGAAGGCCAUUUCGCCCUGUUAUGUUUGAAGGUGUCCUAAAAAUUUUUACUCCGGAUGUGCCAAAUAGCAUUUCAGGAAGACCAAGACAGGAAGAUGCUCAGGAAUUUCUGAGCUUUGUAAUGGAUCAAAUGCAUGAUGAAUUACUGAAGCUUGAAGGACAGUCUUCAAGUCUUAAUGGUAGCAAAUCUUCUCUGGUUUCUUCGGUGGAAGAUGAUGAAUGGGAAACAGUGGGGCCGAAGAAUAAAUCUGCUGUUACAAGGACUCAAAGCUUUCUCCCAUCAGAAUUAAGUGGUAUUUUUGGAGGACAACUUAGAAGUUUGGUGAGAGCUAAAGGAAAUAGAGCUUCUGCUACUGUUCAACCAUAUCUCUUGCUCCAUCUUGACAUCUAUCCUGAUGCUGUUCACACAAUUGAGGAUGCACUUCACUUGUUUUCUGCACCAGAGACUCUUGAAGGGUACCGAACAUCACUCACUGCAAAGGCUGGUGUUGUGACUGCAAGAAAAUCUGUUCAAAUAGUGACACUUCCUAAAAUAAUGAUAUUGCACCUUAUGCGUUUUGGCUACGGAAGCCAGGGUAGCACCAAGUUGCAUAAGCCUGUGCACUUCCCUCUUGAGUUGGUAUUGGGUCGUGACUUGCUUGUUUCACCAUCUACUGAGGGUCGAAAGUAUGAACUUGUUGCUACAAUUACUCACCAUGGAAUGGAGCCUUCAAAGGGGCACUACACAGCUGAUGCCCAAUAUCCCAAUGGUCGGUGGCUACGAUUUGAUGACCAAUCUGUCUUUGCUAUUGGAACAAAUAAGGUGCUGCAUGAUCAGGCAUAUGUCCUUUUCUACAGACAGAUUUGAACAUAUACAUAUUGUUCUGUCAAAUAUCUACUCCCUUCUGCUCCUAACAGAAAAAACACUACUCCCCUAUAAGAAAGGAUUGCUGGUCGAUUAAUGUGGGUGAUUAUUUAUUAGCUGGUCAAGCUCAAUAUCUAUUGUUCAUGGCUCAGAUUGUUAAGGUAUACCAUAAAUGGUCGAUCCAAUCCAGUGUGUGAUAAGAGUCAUUGUUGUAAUAUUCUUUUUCCUAUUAUCUUAAACCGAAAAAGUUUUGUUGUCCUAGUGUAGGACAUGGGUAUGUAUUUAUGGUAAUAGUGAGUAAAGGUUUAUAAGAAUACGCUGGAUAUUAUAAAGUCCCACCAGACUUGAAAGA